This is a messenger RNA of Larimichthys crocea (large yellow croaker), 2068 nucleotides long. RefSeq names its product isocitrate dehydrogenase (NAD(+)) 3 non-catalytic subunit gamma (gene idh3g). The transcript is spliced from 13 exons. Gene Ontology annotation, cellular component: mitochondrion. The coding region runs from base 51 to 1241 and encodes 396 amino acids. Gene Ontology annotation, biological process: isocitrate metabolic process; tricarboxylic acid cycle. Gene Ontology annotation, molecular function: magnesium ion binding; NAD binding; oxidoreductase activity, acting on the CH-OH group of donors, NAD or NADP as acceptor. The record is from RefSeq and is a predicted model, not a curated record. NCBI's taxonomy places the organism in Eukaryota, Metazoa, Chordata, Actinopteri, Sciaenidae.
CACAAGAACUCCUCCUCCUCGCGCACGCUGCUACUCCCUUCAACAUCAAGAUGGCUGCCCACAGUGCUGUGUUCUCGAUAUCUAAAAUGAUUAAUCCUUUCUGGGGUGGACGCCUCGGAAACACGGUUAAAGUGUUUGGGACAACUCUGACAAGUCACAGAAAUAAGACCAUGCUUACUGGAGAAAACAUACCCCCUCCUGCAAAGUAUGGAGGCAGACACACUGUGACCCUCAUACCUGGUGAUGGAAUCGGUCCUGAGCUGCUUAAUCAUGUCAGAGAGGUUUUCAGGUUUAGCUGUGUUCCAGUGGACUUUGAGGUGGUGCAUGUCAACUCUGCUUUGGAGACUGAGGAUGAUAUCAAUAAUGCUAUCACUGCCAUCCGCCGCAAUGGAGUUGCCCUCAAAGGUAACAUAGAAACCAAACAUACCAUGGCACCAUCUGUCAAAUCCAGAAAUAAUCUCCUCCGCACAAGCUUAGACCUCUAUGCCAAUGUGAUGCACUGCCAGUCCCUCCCUGGAGUCCAGACUCGCCACAAGAACAUUGACAUCAUGAUCAUCAGGGAGAACACAGAGGGCGAGUACAGCAGUCUGGAGCACGAGAGUGUAUCAGGGGUCGUGGAGAGUCUCAAGAUCAUCACCAGGAACAAUUCACUCAGGAUCGCUGACUACGCCUUCCAACUGGCCAGGGAGAAAGGUCGUCGAAGGGUCACUGCCGUACACAAGGCCAACAUCAUGAAGCUCGGUGAUGGCUUGUUCCUGCAAUGUUGCAGAGAAGUUGCCUCUGGUUACCCAGACAUCACAUUUGACAGCAUGAUUGUGGACAACACCACCAUGCAGCUGGUGUCCAAGCCCCAGCAGUUCGACGUGAUGGUGAUGCCCAAUCUGUAUGGAAACGUGGUGAGCAACGUGUGUGCAGGCCUGGUGGGAGGGCCUGGCCUUGUCCCUGGGGCUAAUUAUGGCCAUGCCUACGCUGUCUUUGAAACGGCCACAAGGAACACAGGGAAGAGUAUUGCGGACAGGAACAUUGCCAAUCCCACUGCCAUGCUGCUGGCCAGCUGCAUGAUGCUGGAUCAUCUUAAGCUUUAUGAUCACGCAAGUUCAAUCCGAAAUGCAAUACUCACCACCAUGAAUGAAACCAGGUUGCACACAGCUGAUAUUGGAGGUCAGGGCACCACAUCAGAGGUGGUCCAGUCCAUCAUGAGGUUUAUCCAGAGUAAAGGGCAGCUCACAACUGAUUUAUAAACACGCAUGCUCCUUGGAGGUGCGAGUUUGAACAGGUGUCUAUCUGUGACAGGUGUACAGUGUGAGAGAGCAUGUCCAUGCAUGUCUGUUUCCAUAGUGUCGGGUCUUAUCACUGACAUCAGAGUGGUUCCUUUUUUUUUUUUUGUUGUUGGCUUACUGACCAAUUUACUCUGUACAAAUGUUCUUUUAUCCACGCCUUUUCAUCCAACAUUUCACAUAAUAAUAAUAAUGACCUUUCCAAGACAGAUUUUAAAAAUGCUUUACCUUUUGUUAAAAUUCCAUUAUCACCCUUCUGUGUUCUUGUGUCAGUCACCAAACACACGUUGGGGAUGAUAAAUAUCUGAAAUAUCCCAUUACGGAUGUGCAUUGUCCACGCUGCAUUCUUCAAUGUGGAUCAUUUAUUUAUUUUCCAAAUGUUACAGCCAUGUCAAUCAACCAAGAUGUGCAAUGUUCAUUUAAUGCCUUGACUUUUUUUUUUUUUGUCAUACUGUAACUUUGAUAUUAAGUUGCCUGUAAUAUAAUGUACUAUGCUGUGUGCUCACAUCAGAUCAACUUUACGGUGUAAAAAUGAUUUAACUAUUUCAUAUACACUGAAUUAUCAGAGGAGGUGUACAUCAUGUAACUGCUGCCAAAGCUGAACUAUUCUAUUAUGCUGGUGCCAUAAUAAUCUUUUCACCAAGUUUAGAUCAUGUUACAAAUGUACUGUUGUCUUAAAGCCUAACCAUGUAAGCGCUCUUCAUUCCUGACGUAAAAGAAAGUUCUUCUGUCUGUGGAAAGGUAAAUAUACCGUAUAACCAAUAUUAUCAAUAAAGAAAUAACACCUUAAA